AUGGCCGAUACAGUGCUUGUCAUUGGCGCGUCCGGGAAAAUUGGCGUCCCCGCCAUUCUCGCUGCCCGCCGAGUAGGAUACAAUGUUCUGGCAGUGAUACGAAAUGAGCAGUCUCGGAGCAAGCUACUCCGGCAUGUCGGCUCACAAGAGGGCAUCACGUUUACCUAUGGUGACCCAACUCAAGAGCAGGACUUGGUCAAUGUGGUUGAUCAAGUCAAGGCGGGCAAAUUGCCAGACUUUCAACACGUCUUUACUGCUGUUGGCCAGUUACAUCUGAAAGGACCCAUUCAAAGUGUUGAUAUGGAAACAUUUCAUGCAAUGAUGACUGUCAAUUUUGAAGCAGACUUCUUCGCAUACCGAGCGACGAUUGACUAUUUAUUGGAGAAAGCCAGCCCCAAGGCAACAUUCACUAUUCUUACGGGCGGUCUUGCCACCAUGGGAUAUGGAGGUGUCAACUCUAUUGCUGCCGGCGCCCUUGCAUCCCUCGCUGCAGUCAUGACGUUUGAAAACCUCAAAACCAAUGUUCGGGUCAACGAAAUCCACCUCAGUCACAUUGUAACUUAUGACUCCGAAAUUGAAGAGAAAGGUGCUGCCGUUGGCUCCAAAGCUUCCGAAUUUGCUCGCGUCUACGAAGAAAUUUUACGGAGGGAGGAUAUCAAAGCCAGCCGCAUCUCUGUGGCUGAUGACAGCGAUAUUUAUGAGCUGAGAAUCGAGGACAAGCUACCAAGCUCAAAGUAUCUUGAUUUGGUCAAGAAAGACGAAAAGGAUCUUACCGAGGAUGAUCGGCGCGCCUUGAGUGAGAUUGCUGCAGUUUUUAGCCUGUAA
Molecule: messenger RNA, 825 nt
Organism: Beauveria bassiana ARSEF 2860
Lineage: Eukaryota; Fungi; Ascomycota; Sordariomycetes; Hypocreales; Cordycipitaceae
Product: short-chain dehydrogenase/reductase SDR
Exons: 3
Coding region: 1-825 (274 amino acids)
Source: RefSeq, a predicted model, not a curated record